AUGUCUGACACCAGUAUCCCCCCAGGAAAAUACUAUCUGGUAAACGUUGCUUCUGGCUCAUAUGCAGGUGUCGGACCUGUCCCGCCCAUAUAUCCUCCGUUUCCUUCACCUCUGAAGGCUGUCGGUCAUGUUAUAAAGGAGCCUUUUACACUCGAGCCCAAGGGAGAGGGGAAGUACAUAAUCACGCAUAAAGCACUUCGUCUCCCAGUCGUUUAUGACGAUGAGGGUAUUGUAAGACUUGCUCGUCAAGGUCAAAAAGCGACGGAAUGGGUUAUUGUUAGGGGUUAUAGACCUGAUCGCUACCGCAUCAAAACAGAUAAGGAUGACCUGUACUGGACCGUGGGAGAGCAGAAUUGGGAUCCGAUUAAAGUAGAGGCUGAAAAUAACGACUCGAGCCAAGAAUGGAGGUUCGAAGAAGCCCAGUGGUAA
Messenger RNA from Rhizoctonia solani, 429 nucleotides. Its product is annotated as peptidase inhibitor i66. Bases 1 to 429 code for a protein of 142 amino acids. Gene Ontology annotation, molecular function: serine-type endopeptidase inhibitor activity. NCBI's taxonomy places the organism in Eukaryota, Fungi, Basidiomycota, Agaricomycetes, Cantharellales, Ceratobasidiaceae. The record is from RefSeq and is a predicted model, not a curated record. The transcript has 5 exons.